GCAUGCUCAGAAGCAACAACUGGAUGGUAUAAAAGACUCUCUAUACACCAAACAGAUAAUCUUUGCCAAGUUACAACUUCAAUUGAUAGCUUUCACACUCUCUUUCAUACUUAGAAGAAAAAAAGAACAAAGUUGGGGUUGACGAGUAUGAAACAUUCUGCCGUUAUUAGUAUUGUUCUGAUACUUAUUUUGGCUCAGAGUUUAAAUGUUAUGUCAUAUUAUGGUAACGAAGCCAGUUUAUUGGAUGAUUACAACGAUGGACUCGCUCGUUUUCUAUUCUUUACGAGAAAGAGAAGCUGCAUAAGACGUGGUGGAAGUUGCGAUCAUCGACCCCAUGAUUGCUGUUUUAGUUCUUCGUGUCGAUGUAAUCUUUGGGGUACCAACUGUAGAUGCCAAAGACCAGGAUUGUUCCAGAAAUUGGGAAAAUAAAUUUUCUUUGGAUAAUUAUGUUUAUCUUACCAAACAACUUCUGCUUAUUGUAUAAUUUAUUUUCCAAAUAAAUUUAUUCUGUGUGCUCAAGGCACUUAUUACAAAGACAGUAAUAUAUAUAAAUAUAUACUUCUGAGCUUCCCAAGAAAGAAAUUUUAACGUUUUUGAAAAAUAUAUUAAUAAAUAUACAAAAAAAAAUCUUUUCGAACUUAAGAAAUAUUUAUUGUUAAUACGUUUUUGAAAAAUCAUAAUAUUCGUUAUAAUGUUAAUCAAGUUAUUUAAG
Centruroides sculpturatus (bark scorpion) is the source of this 712-nucleotide messenger RNA. Its product is annotated as U8-agatoxin-Ao1a-like. Gene Ontology annotation, molecular function: ion channel inhibitor activity. The record is from RefSeq and is a predicted model, not a curated record. The transcript has 4 exons. The coding region runs from base 148 to 429 and encodes 93 amino acids. Lineage: Eukaryota; Metazoa; Arthropoda; Arachnida; Scorpiones; Buthidae. Gene Ontology annotation, cellular component: extracellular region.